This is a messenger RNA of Ictidomys tridecemlineatus (thirteen-lined ground squirrel), 2371 nucleotides long. It is a transcript of the gene Mks1, whose product is annotated as MKS transition zone complex subunit 1. Gene Ontology annotation, biological process: cilium assembly. Gene Ontology annotation, cellular component: MKS complex. Lineage: Eukaryota; Metazoa; Chordata; Mammalia; Rodentia; Sciuridae. The record is from RefSeq and is a predicted model, not a curated record.
AGCUCCUCCACCUCCGACCCAGCGUCUCGGUUGCUAGGAGAACUGGACCAGGCGCGCUUUCCGGCAUCGUUGCGGCGGUCAUGGCGGAGGCCGUCUGGAAUACCGACACUGGGGAGGCAGUGUAUCGCUCCCGGGACCCCGUAUGCAACUUGCGCCUCCGAGUUCAUCUGCAAAGAAUCACAUCAAGCAACUUUCUUCAUUACCAGCCUGCUACCCAGUCUGGGAAGGACAUCAUAGACUUAGGCACUUUUAGGCCUCAUCCAACUGCCAGUGGACACCGCCCAGAUGAAGAUGAAGAAGAAGAGAUUGUGAUUGGAUGGCAGGAGAAGCUCUUCAGCCAGUUUGAAGUGGAUCUGUACCAAAAUGAAGCAGCUUGUCAGAGUCCUUUGGAUUAUCAGUACCGUCAAGAAAUUCUGAAGCUGGAGAAUUCUGGUGGCAGGAAGAACCAACGAAUUUUUACCUAUACUGACUCUGACAGAUACACCAACUUGGAGGAGCACUGUCAGAAAAUGACCACUGCAGCCAGCGAGGUGCCGUCAUUUUUGGUUGAGCGAAUGGCAAAUGUCAGGCGGCGACGGCAGGAUAAGCGAGGGAUGGAAGGUGGCAUCUUCAAGUCACGCAUGGUCACCUGGGAACCCUCAGAAGAGUUUGUCAAGAACAACCAUGUCAUUAACACCCCUCUUCAAACAAUGUACAUCAUGGCGGAUCUUGGACCCUAUGGAAAGCUUGGCUAUAAGACCUAUGAACAUGUCCUCUGUACCCUGAAAGUGGACAGCAAUGGUGUGAUCACAGUAAAACCUGACUUCACUGGCCUCAAAGGACCCUACAGAAUCGAGACAGAUGGGGAGAAGCAGGAGUUAUGGAAGUAUACGAUCCACAACGUGUCCUCCCUCGCACAGCCAGAGGAGGAGGAGCGAGAACAGCGCGUGUUCAAGGAUCUUUAUGGCCGACACAAGGAAUAUCUCAGCAGCCUCGUGGGCACUGACUUUGAGACGACCGCCCCAGGUGCCCUCCGGCUCUUUGUAAAUGGAGAGGUGGUUUCCGCCCAAGGCUACGAGUAUGACAAUCUCUACGUGCACUUCUUUGUGGAAUUGCCAACUACUAACUGGUCAAGCCCAGCAGUCCAGCAGCUCUCAGGAGUCACACAGACCUGUGCCACCAAGUCCCUGGGAUUGGACAAGGUGGCUUACUUCUCCUACCCAUUCACAUUUGAAGCCCUCUUCCUCCAUGAGGAUGAAUCUGCUGAUGCACUCCCAGAGUGGCCUGUGCUCUACUGUGAGGUCCUCUCACUGGACUUCUGGCAGCGGUACCGUGUGGAAGGCUAUGGGGCUGCGAUGCUGCCUGCCACCCCAGGCUCACACACCCUGAGAGUCUCCACUUGGAGGCCUAUGGACCUUGGCCCUGUGGCUGAGCUGAGGAGAUUCUUCAUCGGUGGUUCUCUGGAGCUAGAGGACCUGUCCUAUGUGCGGAUACCAGGAACCUUCAAGGGGGAGCGCCUGAGCCGCUUUGGACUCCGCACAGAGACCACAGGCACUGUUACCUUCCGCUUGCACUGUCUGCAGCAGUCCAGGGCCUUCAUGGAGUCGAGCUCCCUCAGGAAAAGAAUGCGGAGUGUGUUGGACCGUCUGGAAGGAUUCAGCCAGCAAAGUUCCAUUCACAAUGUGUUGGAGGCCUUCCAUCGAGCCCGGCGCCGCAUGCAGGAGGCCCGAGAAAGCCUCCCCCAGGACCUUGUGAGCCCCUCAGAAACCUUGGUCACCUAGCUCACUGCUGCUGUGGCCUCUGGCACAAGAGGACAAGACAAGGGAUAUGUGAGGCUGGCAUUCUCCUGUCUCUUCAUCUUUCUUAAAAGAGACCACAUUGGCCUGCCAAGAACUGGAAGAGCCUGGAAAUUCCGAGGCUGGCCCCUCUGCCUAGUCUUCAUCAGGGUCCUCUUCCUGCCAUGUAGAAAGAAAGCAGGAGCCCUAUGUGGCCCCCUCUUUAUAUUUUAGCUCCAAAAAUGGACAUCACAACAAGGCAGGCUUUUUGGUCAGAAACUGGUUUGGAUUGACCCCAUAACCUAACCUUGACACAGCCUCUUUUCUGGCUUGUCACAUAGUCUCACUAGCAGAGGGUUGCAGAGAUCUCUGGUUUCACAGCAUUUAAAAAUGAAGGCUUCUUUCUUUCCAGAAAGGAGGAGGGUAAGAGAGAUCUCAAAUCCCUGGCUGGUGAGUUUCAGGGCAGCUUCAUUCUACUGCUUGGGGCUUGCUGAGUUUAGGAUAUGACUUAUUUAUGGAAUAAAUGAAGGCUGAAGGCAGUUCCCAAUCCUUUCUACUAGAUGGGUGGUAUCUAUUAUUAUGGUUUUUGCACAUAAAAACUAUUUAUAUUGACUGAA